AUGGCCGCUCGAGUCGUGGCCGGGUCUCAGCUAAAAGAGGAAGCUGUUGCAGCAGCGGAAGCCGCAGCGGCUGCUGCUGCGGCGGAAGAGGCGACGGGAUGUCCUGCGGGAGAGAACAAGACGGUAGAGUUGACCGUUGAGCAGAUUGACUCGAUCUGCGAGGAAGCAGCAGCGGCUGUAGCGGCUACAGCUGCCGCAGCAGCCGGCGCGCUGGCGAGUGAGAAGUGGGAGGCAGAAGCCAGCAGCGAGGAGACUAACAAACGGAAAAGAAGACGGAGAGUUCACAAGAAGACAGCGGAGGGAAACUUUCCGUCAGCGUCGAAUCAGCCGGAGGAUGGUGGGAGGUCAGACGGAGGAAGGGAGGAGGGAAGCGAGACGACGGAGAGCGACGGUUCUGAGGAAGAGAGAGGGGGGACGGGAUUGGAUGCGAGAAUCGGAGACGCAGCGGAUGCGGCGGCGGGAAACACGGAAGAGGUGGAGCUAGAUUCGCAGGAGGAGGAUGGCGACGACGCGGGUCUGUCGCUGUUCGACACGGAGAAGAACGACUCUAUGAUGGACAUCAAUGGCGGCUCGGCGGCGGCGGAUGCGGCGAAGAGCACCGGUCGGAAGGGAGACCAGGAAGGGAUGCUGGAAAUAGUCGAGGCAGCUUCCAGGUUGGCGGCUGUGGAUGAGUCGCGGAUUGCCGUUGAGGUUGAUGGGGAUGACGCCGCCAAUCACGGCGGGAAACCCGCGCACUCUCGGCGGCAAGAUGCAGCCGCGGAGGUCGCGCCGGAGGAUGCGGAGAGCAAGCAUGGCGCGAAAGGCCGCGCCGGGAAGUUCGCCGCCGCGCACGGCGGGAAGGUGACGGGGAAGGAAGCGCGAGCGACGGCGGCGCUGUCGCAGGUGCUGGUUCGCACGAGCAUGGAGUCGUGUCGCACGGUGGUUCUGCGAGUCAGGCCGAGCGACACCGUGGACGACGUGCUGUGGCAGAUCCAGCGGAAAACGGGCCUUCCAGCGCACGAGCACCGCCUCAUCUACGCCGGAAAGCAGCUCGACACCUCCGCGCGCCUGCAGGACGUGCCUGUGCCGCACGAUGCCACGCUGCAGCUGAUCGGACGGCUGAGAUCGACGCUCUUCCCCGACGUGUGGCUUCUGGUGGCGGAGAUGGAGGCGGGGCUGGCGCAGCUGCAGCGCCUGGAGGCCGUGGGCGCGGGCGUGGGGGAGCCUCCGCCAGGCGCGGGAAAAGGCGACGGGGGCGGAAGGGGGGGCGUGAAGGAAAAUGGGAGGGAGGGCGGAAGGGCGGACGGGGGAGAAGUCCCCAUGAACGAGCAGCGCGCGGAAGUGGCGGAAGGGGGGAGGGGAGGCGGCAGAGGAGGCGGAGAUGCGUGCAAUUGUGCAGUGGAGAGGGGAGGGAGGGGGAGAGGCGGGGGAAGAGGCCGGGGGAGAGGGAGAGGGAGGGGGAGCGGAGCAGCAGCAGAGGGUGCUAGUGGAGGUGCUGUGGAGGUUCAAGCAGGGGACAGAUACGAUGCCAUGGAGCAAGAACCCACCGAGACGCAGCAGCAGCAGCAACAGCAACAACAACAACCACAGCAGGACCAGCAGCAGCAGCAGCAGCAGGAUGAACAGGAAGCGCCAGGAAGCGAGGGUGGGGGCGGAGGCGCAGUGGUGCAGGAGGCGGGUGGGAAGGGGCGGCGGGAGCGGCUGAGCAAGUACUACGAGGACAAGAUCCACUGCGCCAUGGCGCAGCUCUUCGUGCGCGCUGUCGACACCAUCCGCUCCGGUCACGACGGCUGGACCAUCAAACUCGGCGAAUACAUCGAGGCCUUCAGGCUGGCAGGAGGUGUGCGGGCGGCCGUGCAGCUGCUGCAGCUGAAGGAGCCUCACCACAUGCGCUUUGCUGACCAAACCGUCGCCAGCUUCCUGGACGAGCGAGCCCUGAUCACGUACAUGCACGACUACGCAUGCCCGGGUAAAUUCGCGCGGCCACUGCUGGACUACCUGGGCCCCGUGCUCAUGGAGCUGCACGUGCUUCUCGACUCCUGCCGCCUACGCCCCGCGCUCACCACCAGGUGUUGGGACGCCCUGGUGAAGCUGUUCGGCAAGGUACAGCUGGGUCGCUUCUGCCCGCAGCUCAACCGCUCCCCCGACUGGCUCGUGCGCAACCUAGCUCCCUUCCUCGAAAAGGCAGCCACGGAUCUCUGCAUAAGUCUGCACCAGCUCACCCUGCUCGCAGCAGCCAAGUCCGACAACCUCACUUCCCCCCUCACCUCCUCCGCCUCCUCCGCUUUCAAAACGUUCGCCUCAGCUAUUGUCCUCUCGCUCCCCUUCUGCCGCCCGGCCGUGCGCCAGUCCGCGUUCUGCCGCCCGGGGUGGCUGCUGACUGUGUUUGGCUCGGUGCUGAGACACGUGGACGCGUGCCUGGCUGAGUCAGCGCGGUUUGCCAGGCGGCUGCUGCUGCUGACGGAGGGGCCGGCUGUGCUGGCGAGCACUGCUGCUGCUGCCGCAGCUGCUGUUGCCACUGCCUCCUUCCCGCCUCCAGCCUCCUCUCCCUUCGCCCCGCCCUCCCACCCCGCCUCCCCACUCCCGCCCCUCUCUCCCCCCGACCUAGUCGGCCGAAUGGCCCUCUCUCUCCUCCCAGAACCCCUUCGAGAAUGCAUCCCUGCCGUCCUGCAAGGGCUGUAUCUCCUAGCGGCAGUAGCAGCAGGGGCGGGGAGGGGCGGCAGCGCGGAGCAGCUAGUAGGACUCCUAGUGAGACACAGGGGGUGUGUGAACGCGGUGAUUCAGAACCAGCACUUGGCGCCGGGAGGGGACCUGGCGUGGGUGUGCGAGCACAGGGAGCUGAUCGACAUGGAUGUGAAGAGGCGGUGGAUGGGCGCGCUGCUGCCGGAGCCUGCUGAAGACCAUGCCAACCGAUGCACUGUCAUUGUGCACCGAGGCCCCUCGCUACUACACGAAUCCUUCGACCAGAUCUUCUACGCACCUCCAGAGGCACUCAAGGCCGGCUUACUCGUGCAGUUUGUCGACGAGGACGGCUCGGGCGCGGGAGUCCUGCGCGAGUGGUUCAUGCUCGUGGGCUGCGAGCUCUUCUCAGGCGUCAACGCCCUCUUCUCCGCCUGCCCGGACGACCACCAGCGCUUCUUCCCCUCGCCCUCCUCCGCCAUCAACCCCGGCCACCUCUCCUACUUCCGCUUCUGCGGCCGUGUGGUCGCCCUUGCACUCAUGCACAACAUCCAUCUAGACGUCACCUUCGCGCUCGCCUUUUACAAGCUGCUAGCCGGGCGCGAGGUUACCUGGAGAGACUGCAAGGACAUGGAUCCGGAGUUGUUUGCGAGCUGCCGGGCGAUCAUGGCACUGCCGGCAACGGAUGUGGAUGCGGACGUGCUGGGACUGACGUUUGUGUGCAGCGUGGAGGAGGGCGUGGGCGUGGGGGAGAGUCGCGUGGUGGAGCUUUGCCCUGGCGGGGAGUUCAUCAAGGUCACCAACAGCAACCGCCACGCGUUCAUUGACCUGCUCGUGAAGCGACGCAUUGUGGCGCCUAUGAGGCUGCAGGCCCUGGCCUUUGCCGCGGGAUUUUCGGAGCUCCUGCACUGCCGGGACCUCCCCAUUUCACUCGCCCUCCACACCUCCUCGCUCCAUGCCUCCUCCCUCCACGCCUCCUCUCUGCACGCCUCCUCUCUCCGUCUUCCCCACUCUGUUCCUGCUGGCGUCAGCAUUCCUGCUGGUGCCGUCACUGUGACUCCUGCUGGCGUCACCCUGGCUCCUGCUGGCGUCAGCAUGCCCGCGGCUGGCGUCACCAUGACUCCCACUAACCCCAUCAGCCAUAUGCACAUGGGCGCAGAAGGGAAUGUGGAAGCAGGGGGGCAGCAAUGGGGCCUCCUCACCAGCCAGCAAUCAGUAAUGGUACCCCUGGCGACAACCCCUGUUGCUACAGCUGCACUCACCAGCGUCCUCCCCAUGGCUGCAGCCGUUGCUGCUACAGCCGGUGCAGGUGUGCCACCCAAUCCCGCCUCUGUUCCAUCAGUUGUAGCGCCAAUGACGACUGAGUCCCCGAUGGUGGCGGCUGUAGCGCCAAUGGCAGCUGUGGCGCCGGUGGUGGUGCCGAUGAUGAGUCCGGCUGUAGCGGUGGUGGAGAGCGGGUGGGUGAUGCAGCAGGCGCUGAGGCCGCUGGAUGCGGGGGACUUUGAGGCGCUGCUGUACGGCGAGGAGAGGGACAUUGACGUGGCGGACUGGCGCGCACACACGGACUACCAUGGCUACCGGGCCACCGACCCUGAGAUCGGAUGGUUCUGGGAGGUGGUGGAGGAAAUGACCAAGGACCAGCGCAGGCGUCUCCUCUACUUCACCACGGCCAUCACACGCCUCCCUGCUUCCGGCUUUGCUGGCCUGCAAUCUAGGUUCCACAUUCAUCUUGCAUUGACUGACACCACACAUCUGCCAACCGCGCACACGUGCUUCCAUCAACUCGUGUUGCCGCCGUAUUCGUCCAAGGCGAUGAUGAGGCAAAGACUCCACACCGUCAUCGCUGAUCACCUUGUACAAGGAUUCGGUUUUGCAUAA
Messenger RNA from Closterium sp. Naga37s-1, 4536 nucleotides. Lineage: Eukaryota; Viridiplantae; Streptophyta; Zygnematophyceae; Desmidiales; Closteriaceae. The record is from the annotation of a GenBank genome assembly.